This is a messenger RNA of Chaetomium fimeti, 1132 nucleotides long. RefSeq lists its product as uncharacterized. The record is from RefSeq and is a predicted model, not a curated record. NCBI's taxonomy places the organism in Eukaryota, Fungi, Ascomycota, Sordariomycetes, Sordariales, Chaetomiaceae. The coding region runs from base 243 to 1010 and encodes 255 amino acids. The transcript has 2 exons.
CCAGGGGCACAGUCGACACAAGUUCCUGAGAGUGGGUUUUUCCUCUUGGCAGACGGCUCACGCGGCAGGUAUAUCCGUAGGAAUACAGAUCUGUACACGAGAUAUCUCCACAGCCGUUGGUCCUCAAGAGUCCAGGUUUGGACGCCGUCUUGUCUCCCUCUCUCUUUCUUUCCAUUCUUUCCACCACCAUCCAACGCCAAAAGCGAAAAAAAAAGAAAAGAAGAGAAGAAAAACCUUCCACCAUGGUCCGCUCCGUCCUCCCCGUCGCCCUCGCGGCCCUCACCCUCCUCUCCACCCCGGCGACCGCCCAGGACGGCGUCAAAGACGGCCCCGACGUCCUCGACGAGUGCGUCGCCUGCCCGUACCUGUACAAGACCUUCUACACGUGCGCCCGCAGCGUCCCCGGCCCGACCCGCACCAACGUCGGCGAGUGCGUCUGCCCGCCGCGCGCCUCGGCCGGCUCCGACAGCGGCUGGUACCCCUACGUCGAAGCGUGCCAGCGCUGCCUGCCCUCCUCGGGGGCGUCGGGCGAAUUCUGGAGCAACAUGGGCGGCCUGUUCUGGCAGACGGUCAACAACUGCCGCGGCGGGCGCAACGUCACGGCCGACGCGGAGGGCGUGCUGUGCGUCGCGACCGAGAAGAUGGAGAACUGCAUGGCGCUGCGCGACGCGUCCGAGGGCCCGUCGUGGGUCGGCUACCGCCUGUUCGGCUUCGAGCAGAACAACAGCAACGAGACGAAGGUGCUGAAUCUGGCCGCGUUCAAGCCCAACUCGACGUCGUCGAGCGAGGCGGCGCCGGCGUCGACCACCGCGUCGGGAACCGCCACGGGACUGGAGAUUGUGCCGGCGAGCACUACGGCGCCGGCGGAUGCUGGUACUGGGACGGACAACGAGGCCCCGGCGACGACGACGACCGACUCGUCCUUGGCGGCGGCUCGGUUGAGCCAGGGAUCGCCGGCGGGGUAUGUUUUGGGCGGGCUGGUUGUUGCUGGGAUUGUUGGGUUGCUUUGAGAAGUGGGAGGGGAAGUUGGAAGUCUGUCGCAUCGAUGGCGGGCAUAUAAUGUUAAUGUCAAUGUAUGUAAUGUUAUGUACAAAUGGGUAGAGUCGGCGGCCCGGCCGGUUUUGGAAGUCUA